UCAAAGCUAGUGAAUUUGUUUGGGUUUCGUGGGCGACUCGCUGGCUUUCUCCUCGGGUCCCCUAGGUCUCCUCCACACUAGGCCGUCUUGGCUGGAAGGGCUGAAGUACCAUAGUCAGGUGGUGCCCCUCAAUCUUCAGUCUUUGGAACCUAUGGCCUCCCGGGCGUUUGUCUACCUCAGUUUCCCCCUCUGUAAGUUGAGACACCUGGAAGAGACCUCCGGGGCCAUCUAGCUCCACCCCCCUCGUUUUACAGUUUGGAAAACUGAGACCCCGGAGAGAGUGACUGUCCAUGGUCGCAGUGCUGGGGUUUGAACCCCAAGUGCAGCCUAGUUUGCACUCUACGAUACCACCUCUCCCAGGAGGGUGAGAAAACCCGCCCUCGACCAUAAAAGAAAAAUACAAAACGCCCCCUUGCUGAGCACUCCGCGGGGCCCCUGGACUUGUAAUUCUGUGGCUUACAGAACCCAUAAUGAGAAUUUGUAAGGAAGUUUGAGAGUCUUACAAGAGCCACCAGCAGAACAGAGUGAACACAUGACUAGAAGAAAGUUUCUCAUUGCCUCUAUAGUUGCUGUUCAGAACUCCAGUUUCAUCUAUCCAUCAUGUCAGAAGUGCUUCUCUAGAGUAAUCCUAGUUUCUAAAAGGUUUGAUUGUUCCAAAUGUGACUAUACUGGUGAAUCCAAGAAUGUCACUUAUAGAUAUAAACUCUCCUUAAAAGUUUCAGAUGCAAACAGAGUGUUUGCAAUUACUGUGUUUGGAAGCUGCUUGGAUGCAUUUUUUGGCAUCACUGCCACUUGCCUAAACAGGUAUAUAAGAGAUUUUAAUCAAGUUGAAGGAACAUUGGACAGUAAUUCAAUUCAGGAUUUAUUAAUUCAAGCAGUCCAGGCAUGCUUUGUGGGGAGAACCUUUAUUUUUGGAGUGACGAAUUUUGAAAACCGAGGUGAACAAGCUUCAGCUUCCGAUAACUUCUUACCAAAAUGCCCUCGCAAUGACAGGUGCAUUAAAGAGCUAGUAGCCUGCCAGAUUUCUCUGCCGAACUCAGAUAUCACAGGGUACACAGUCAUCAACUACUUUGACCAACUUUUGCAGUCUUCUAACUUCAGACAUGUUCACUAUGGCCCCCAGCUCUCUGACGGCCCUUUACUGGAAGGUGAACACCCGAGCACUGAGCUCAGCAGCUUAGGUAGCUCUGGCAGCAGCUCUUGUUUUGUUCAGUCAAGUGGCAGAGAUCGUCUUUCAAGGCUUUGGCAACAGUUCCUUGGACUCGCUCCAGUUGUUACACAACUAGCUGAUGAUGAAGAGUUCUCCGUUUCUGAGCAAAGUAAGGCCGAUGAUGUUCCUCUGCAGCAGAGAGAGAGGGCCUCUUCUGCCGAGGUCACCAAUGUCAAUAACUAUCAUGAACCUGUUCAGGACUCUCACAGCCCUCACUUGUCUCUGGGUGAGGAGAAUAAAAGGGAAAAGCUGGAUACAGAAUCUGUUUUACCAUCUAGUCAUCUGACUGCCAUUCUUAACAACUAUCCUGAGACUGGAGCUGCCAGUUUUCUCCCUUUUAAAAUGAAGAAGUCACUUUUGGAAAGUGACACAAAUCUCCUCCCUGGUACUCUGGAGACAGAAGAGAAGUGUUCCCAACCUAAGUUAACUCAUCACCAGAAUCACAGUUCAGACCUCUCUUCAAGCUUUCAGAAGAGAACACCAUCUCCUAGGCAAGAAGCAAGUGUUAUUGAUAGACAGGAGGGGGACCCUGAAAUUUGGGAUGACCUGCCAUUCUCUGAAAGCCUAAAUGCUUUUAUAGCAGGUAUUGAAAAUGAGAACAUUAUAGCCCAGCCCUCAAAAUGUCAUAAAGGUAAAGACAUCAAUCCAGUGGAUGGUCACUAUGGCAGAUUAUUAGCAAAUCCACCAAGAGCUACUGGGAAUAUACAUGUGCCACAUGUGAGGUCAGAGGUAAAAGACAAAAACUGUGCUGAAGGUAGUGUUCUUUCCAGCUGUGGUUCAGAAAGGAUCUCUACUUCACAAAAGGAAAUGCAGCAAGAUAACACAGACAAUUGCUUUUCAGUAAGUAUUAGUGGAAAAGAAAUUUCUGACUGUGCUAUACCUAAUGUCAAUGUGUCAGUCCUAUCUCAGACUCCAAAAGACUUCAGAACAUACCUUUCUUUUAAAAAAAAUGACAGCUUUCCACAAAACAAAGUUGAAAUCAUUCCAAGUCCUAAUACUUCAGGAAAUGUUCAUUCUUGUGCCAACACAAAGUAUUCUGUGAAAUGUGGAGAAAGGCAAUCUUCAGAAAUCGACAGAACAGCUACUUCUUUGUGUUCUGAAAAACAUGUUGUGUUUUCUGAUGCUUGUGCAAGAAAUAAAGGACAUUCUAUUUGGCUACAGAAUCAAGAAGGAAGUUUUACAACAUGCAGAGAACUUGUGCAGAACUCAAAUACUCGUCGUUACCAUAAUAAAAAUGUGAGUACAAAUGUGUGUGCAUUAAUGCCAGAAUCUCAAAAAAUAACAUCUACAACUGUAAAAGAAAACUUGCAUCAAAACUUGUCUCCUCCUCCUGACAGCAAUUACAAUGCUUCUGCUGAUCUCUUUGAUUUUAGUGCCAAAGAAAUGGAAACUGUGGCGGAAUAUAUUGAUAAAUCACAGGGCAUUUUGUCAACAUGGGAAACUGUUUUGACAGAACGUCGUCCUGUAUCUAAUUUUCCCCUUAGUCCUAUAGAUGAUAAUUGCAGCCAUUUUCAAAGAAGGUCAUCCUCACAAAAUAUCCUUAGGCAUCCAAGAACACAUUCUUCACCUUAUUUUCAAUCAGAUUCAGACUAUGAUCUGGGAGAUAGCCAAGAAUUUGUUCCAUAUUCACAGUCAACUCCUAUUGCACCACUUCCUCGUAGACUAAGCGUCCAUAGAAUGAAAGACUCUUUCCAAAAAUACCCCAGAUUUUAUACCAGUCUGCACCCCAACUAUAAAACAAUGAUGACCUUUGAAGAUGGCAUACAGCAACCCACCCCAGACUGCCUGAAAAAUGAAAACACAACUAGCCUGAGAUCCAGGAACACUUCCGUAGCUGAUGAUUCACAGCAAAUGUUCAGUAGUAGUAGUCCUACUCUCAAAUUCUUUGAAACUAAUUUUGAUGGAGAAAAAGCAUUCCCUUCACCUGUACUUCCCACCUCAGAAAUGUUUGAAUUAAGUUUCAGGGGCCCAGGUAAAUGGCCUGCUGCUUGCAGUACCCCUAAUCAAGCAGAAGGACCCCAAAACAAAAAGAGGAAGAUGGAACAGAGCACUGAUAAAGAUUUAAUUGGGAAAGAAUUUCAUCUAAAGAACAAGUACAGAGUGACGGCUAUGAAACAAAUUACUCCUAAGCUUGAAAAUUGUAAAGAUAGUAGAGGCUGUAGUUCCAAAAAUGCAACUCUUAGGACUGAUUCUCUUUCAAAUGUCAAAUGUCGACUUUUGUUUUCUGAAAAUGAGGCCCCUUCAGCUGCUGAAGUUCCAAGUGACUGGUCUCCUGAAUUGUUCACACAAAGGCAGCCAAACCCAGUUUCUAAACACUUAUUAAAGAUUCCUGUUUGGAAACUUUAGUAUUUAGUGGUAUUAAAGUCUAAUCAUUUUUAGACUUCAAGAGAAACAAAAUUGUUAGAGAUGACCUCCAUUUGAGCCUGCUCCUUUUGAUGCUUUUUGUCAUGAUUAAAACAUACUGUAUCCUGUAAAUAUCUUGUAAAUGAACUCUGAUAGAGAUAUUCUGGCACUUCAUUUUGUAUUACAAGUUAUACUAUGGUGAUAUUGAUUUGUUUCUUAAAACAUCAUAACAAUUCUUUAU
Messenger RNA from Dromiciops gliroides (monito del monte), 3794 nucleotides. It is a transcript of the gene DDIAS, whose product is annotated as DNA damage induced apoptosis suppressor. Gene Ontology annotation, cellular component: cytoplasm; nucleus. The record is from RefSeq and is a predicted model, not a curated record. The coding region runs from base 533 to 3556 and encodes 1007 amino acids. The transcript is spliced from 6 exons. Gene Ontology annotation, biological process: negative regulation of intrinsic apoptotic signaling pathway in response to DNA damage. Lineage: Eukaryota; Metazoa; Chordata; Mammalia; Microbiotheria; Microbiotheriidae.